Molecule: messenger RNA, 578 nt
Organism: Suillus discolor
Lineage: Eukaryota; Fungi; Basidiomycota; Agaricomycetes; Boletales; Suillaceae
Product: elongation factor
Exons: 3
Coding region: 48-578 (176 amino acids)
Biological process (GO): translational elongation
Cellular component (GO): cytosol; ribonucleoprotein complex
Molecular function (GO): translation elongation factor activity; GTP binding; ribosome binding
Source: RefSeq, a predicted model, not a curated record
CCUUGUCCAAGUCGCAGAAUAAACACAGCCGUCUCUACACCAAAGCAAUGCCUCUCGAUGAGGAACUCACCAAGGAAAUUGAGGCUGGUACUGUCAACUCCUGUGACGAUGUCAUCGAUGCAAGAAAGAUCUGGUGUUUCGGUCCCGAUACCACUGGCCCCAACUUGCUCAUCGAUGUUACCAAUGGUGUGCAGUACCUUAACGAAAUCAAGGACUCUGCCUUCCAGUGGGCAACCAAGGAAGGUGUCUGUGCUGAGGAGAACAUGUGUGGUAUCCGUUUCAAUGUCCUUGAUGUCACUCUGCACAUUGAUGCUAUCCAUCAUGGCGGUGGACAAAUCAUUCCUACGUGUCAUCGUGUCUGCUAUGCUGCAUGUUUGCUUGCUACCCCUGGUCUCCAGGAGCCGGUGUAUCUCAGUACGUCCCGCUUGCCUCAUAAUUUUACAGGUCGAGCAAGAACGCCCAUGUUCACCAUCAAGGCGUACCUCCCCGUCAUGGAGUCCUUCGGCUUCAACAGUGAUCUCUGCUCACAGACAGCUGGUCAAGCCUUCCCCCAGAGUGACAUUGUGUUCGACCACUAG